Messenger RNA from Lethenteron reissneri (Far Eastern brook lamprey), 7107 nucleotides. RefSeq names its product nucleoporin 85 (gene NUP85). Lineage: Eukaryota; Metazoa; Chordata; Hyperoartia; Petromyzontiformes; Petromyzontidae. Gene Ontology annotation, biological process: protein import into nucleus; mRNA export from nucleus; positive regulation of DNA-templated transcription. The record is from RefSeq and is a predicted model, not a curated record. Gene Ontology annotation, molecular function: structural constituent of nuclear pore. Gene Ontology annotation, cellular component: nuclear pore outer ring.
CACCUCUGGGAUUGUAACGAGCAGCGCGGCGUCAUCAUCAUUCUCCUCUUCGUCCGCAAAGUAAAACCUCUUCCACCUUGUCCGCCAUGCAGCGUUCUCCUCCUCUCCUCCCUCCUGCACGACUUCCAUGCUCUCUCAACGCUGAGCGGCCAUCUUACCCCCACCUGCAUUCGGAGAGGGAGAGAGACAGCGGCGUCAUGGAGGAAAGGGACGAAAGUGUUCAGGAGACGCUGGUGAGUGGCCUGGGUUCAGGGCAAGCAUUGCUGGGCCUCGACUGGCAUCUUGGGGGAUUGCUCCUCUAUAACACAAAGUACACACGUGACGGAGGCGGUGUGACGGGAGGGGGAGACAGUGACGCGAUGCUCGUGGAGUGUGAGCGUGACGCCAGUAUGAGCUGCCCCGUGAUGCGCACCCUCUACAGCGAACUGUACAGCAUCUUUUCCUCCCUACAACAGCAGCAGGGUGCCGGCCCUGUCGACAAGAAACAGUUGGUGGAAUUUAGCCGCAGCUACCGUUCAGUGAUGAGAGCAACCAUGGAAGGCUUACAGAAGAUGGCAAUGUCAACUGAGGACCAUAUUAAGUUGGACUAUUGCAAAGAACAGGUGCAGGCACUGCUGGACUUGGAGCUGAUCUGGAAUCUGUGCGAGGUUCUUUUUGUCGAAGCAGCUCAAGCUGGCCUCCUGGUGCCCCUGCUGCUGGACUGGGUGCAUCUGCACGGAAGCCACGUGGAGACACAGGCGCAGCUCGUGCUGAGCAGCAGCAGCCCAGGACAGCACCCUCAGUACUGGGACACGGUGCUGGGCUUUGUGCUUCAGGGCCGCAUAGGAGAGGCGCGACAACUGCUAUCCCACACAGCCUCCUCUGUGCCCCCCGGCUCUCGGAGUCUGAUUAAGCACAUGGACACGUUGCUCAAACGGAUGCCCUUCUAUACGGCCUCGCAGUCCCUGGCCGAGUUCGACUUGAGGUGGAGACACUGGCAGGAGGAAUGCCAGAGUGUGCUUCGGGAGGGAGCCUUUGCUUCUCACCAGCACCUCGAGCUCCUGUGCAAGAUCCUGGCCGGGGAGGAGGAGGCGCUGAUGGAGAGCAGGGGCCUCGUGCGGUGGUACGGCUACAUGGUGGCUCGCCUGCUCUACAGCCACCCCACGGCCAAGCCCUCCGAGCUGCAGCACUACGUACAGGCGGCCUGCUGUGUGUAUGGGAACGACGCGGCCUCCUCCCCGCUCGACCAGCUCCUGCAAGUCGUGUUCGACAUGAACCUACACCAGCUGCUCAAGGACUGCAGCUUGGCGCUUAACAACUGGUGGUUCGUGGCACAUCUCAGUGACCUGCUGCAUCACUGUCAGCAACUCCAGUCGGGCACCAGUCUGCGUGAGUUCCUCCUCCUGGAAUUCGCCACGAACCUCAUGGCGCAUCACAGCCUGUGGAGCCUGGCGCCGGUGUACCUGGAUGCGUGCGGUGAGGAGGGCCGCGCUGUCAUGAAGCUGUGGCUCGUGCGGCUGCCCCUGCAGAGCGAGCGCAAGGCCCAGAAGGUGCUCAGGAUCUGCCAGGAGAGGAACUUGCAGGAGCAGGCUCGCGGGAUCUGCAAGGAGAUGGCGGUGAGGGCAGUGCGCUCGGGGAGACUCGGACUCGCGCUCAACUGGAGCCUCCGAGCGAAAGAUCCUGCACUCACCACGGCACUGGCCGACCGGUUCCUGGACAGUUACGCCGCUCGUGGAGCUUUCUGCGACUUGGAGCUCAUAGACAGCCUGGGCUCCUCUAUCCUGCUGAGCGACCGUCUCACCUUCCUGGGUAAGUACCGUGAGUUCCACCGGCUCUAUGGAGACCGGAGGCUCCCCGAGGCUGCGCGCUUGCUGCUCACGCUGAUGACCGCUCGAGUGGCCCCCACCGGCUUCUGGCUCACGCUGCUGGGCGACGCCGUGCCCCUGCUCACUCACCAGCAGGUGAUUUUUGAUGCUGAGCAGAGCUCACAGCUGCUGGACUGCUUGGAGGAGGCCGUGGAGAGGAGCUCCGUGGGAAAAUGGGCAGGAACGGAUCAGGAGCAGGAGGAGUACGAGGAGAAGAAGGAUCUCAUCCGCAUGGCGAUCGUGCAGAACCUGGCACGUGCCAUUGUUGGCGAGGGUUCGCUGCCUGUGCCCUGAGCCGUGGAUUCCCGAUCCACUCACGUGGGAGGCUCCACUCUCCCUGCCACGGACAGCGCCUGCAGUUCGAGAAACUUCUCAGUGGGGCGGAAUCUCUUUGCAGGGUGUGAAAAGGCGUCAAUCCACAGAUUCUCGAACCAUCGUGCCACGUGUUGGGUAAAUGAAUCUGCGUCUUAUGGCAGGAUCAAUAGUUGAAGCCAGAUUGAUGUUAAAUCAUUUCUUUACAUAAAACCGAGGCGGUUAUCACUUGAGUUCAACAAUGCAUUUUUUCUUAAAUGCCGCCUUUACAUUUUGAUAUUAAAGUGGAGCUUGUCAAAUUGUUCCGUGGUGUGGUGGUGGUUUCCGCCAGCGUGUGUGCUUCACCAUUGCCUUUCUCCUCGUGAUUUGGACACUCGUAUCAAGCGAGCCAUGUGAAUCGGCCAAGUGGUGUUUGUGGCAAUGCGCAAACUUGGUGUGUUUAUCCAUUGUGUAAAUGGCGCCAUGGUGGCGAGAUGUUAACUACCUCGACUGCUUACAAGAGGUCGUGGGUUCGAUCCCGACCCUGCUCUAUAUUUGGAAUUUGCUUGUCUCUCUUCCCGUGGUCACGUGGAUUUUUCUCCGAGUCCUCCGGUUUUUCCCUCCAAAUUUACAAUCAAUGUGUGUAGAGUAUAUUACAUACCUUGCACAGCGAAUCAAAGUGGACUGAAUAAAAUAACCUCCCUUAGAAAAAAUAGAAGUAUCUUUUUUACAUCACCUACAAUUUUACUUUUGGGGUUAAUAUUUUUAUAUAACCGUUGGUUCAAUGCAAGACCCAACCCUUGACACCUGUACAAUUGGAGUUUACUUGUCUCUCCACAUGGUGGUGUGGAUUUUCCUCCAGGUCGUCCGGCUUUUCCCUCAUUCAUAAUCAACAACGCACAUUUUCUAGUAUUUGGCUGUCAUAAAUUUCCACGUGAUAAGCCUCUUCUUUGAACUAUCAUUUGUGGCCAGGUCACUUCUGAAAAAGAGCUACAUAGCUCAGUAGGCCUUCUUACCUGGUAAAAUAAAAUAAAAAUUGUUUUAGGAAAUGUAAACUGUUCAGUCGGGUGGUGGUGGUGUCGGGUGGUGGUGGUGGCGGCGGUUACACACCUGGCCUGUUUUUAUACAGCACUGUGGAGGCAGCAAGGUUCGGUGGAUCAUUGCACUGAUAUCAAACACCUUUCCCGGUGGGCGUCGAGGUGGAGGAGCGGUGGUACAGCAAAAAAUGUGGACUCCUACCUAUCCCGUCUGUACGGGAUAGAGCGUUUCCACCUCGCACCUUCAUAUAUCAGGGACCGCAGGGAGCUUCAGCAAUUGAACGUAUUGGAGGUACAAUGGUGGUGCGUGUAGUAAAAAAAAAGCAUGUAUUAAUUAUUUACUUUUACGCUAUUCGCAAACUUGGGUCAGAAAAUAUUGCGGGGUUUGUGGUGCUUCAAAAUCAGUUCUCGUGAUGUCGAAGUGGUCGUAAGACGAAUGUCCGUUCAAGUUUUGAUUUUAGAACGGUUUUUGAGGGGAUUGCCACGUGUGUCAUUGCAAUAUUCGCAAAUUAGUCGGGAACUAAACAGUUUUCCAUAAUAGAGGUUUUUUUGGUUCGAGUGCGUGAAUAUAAAUGUGUCGUUAAACCCCCCACCACCCGACACAGCCAAUUAGUAAGGUUUGUCACGUAAACAAAACAUGCCAAUUCAUGACUAGAAACUUCGUACUCGAAUUGUAAAUGUUGUGGGUUUACUCUCCAACACACUGGUGUGGUAACUGUCGGGUUGUGGUGGGUUUAACAACACAUUUAUGUUUACGCGAUCUAACCAAAAAAUAUUUCAAACAAACUGCUCUUGUGACCUGUCCUCAGGAUGCAUUCUCCCACCACCACGUCAUCUCGGUGAUCACUGUUGCUACCUACAUAAUUUCUCAUCUCAUUGCUAAUUCUAAUUGGGUCUUUUUUAAUUUUCAUAAGGACCGACAUUCUUCGCACUUCCAGGCAUUUGGACCCGUCACUCGUCCUUGACUGCCCUUGUGUGGAUCUUGCCUUUGAAUUUCACGGCGUCGGCUCAUCACAGAGAAUUCCUGUUACCUUUCUUCAACUACGCCAGCCGCUUUUUAUUAAAUUCUGCCCUUGCUGCACUCUCCCAUGUAGUUAGGCCCUCGCUACUCAGUUUCAAUGGCCGGCGUGAAUUCGACCUCUACAAAUGCAGCAUUACGCCGAUCACGGCUCUUUUGACUGUCCCUACCAUGAGCGAUCGUCCAGCAUCUAAUGGAAUUGGUUUUGGUGGCUGGACGUCGGUGCGGACUCUGCCUCGUCUACCUGGGGCGAUGCUGUCUCUGGCAGCACAUUUGAGUAGCAUUCUGCCUUUCGGCAGGAUUUAUUCCACAGGUUGCAAGAAGUCAAGUUGAAUGCUGACCUAAAAUCAACGAUCUCACCCUGUUCUCUGCCACACGCCCUGCUCGGCUCUGUUGGUGAAUGGGUCGCUCCUUUUCUGCUGCUGCUGCCCCCUAGUUUUUUCCACUCAUUACACACACAAUAUGCUUGCCCCAAAAUGAACUACGAUACCUCACUGAUCUCGUCAUGGAGCAUAAAUUACCAUCACGCAAUCUCUGAUAAUCCCUGUCGCAACAGCAGCAACGGCUUUUGGCUAACCGUCAAACAAAGACGGGUACCACAUAGCUGCCAUUUUGGAUGUGCUUCAGUGGCCAUCUGGAACGCUCUUCCGAUAUUAGGUAGCCACUGGGAGCUUUGCACUUUUAAAUCUUGAUUGAAAACUGAUUUCUUUAGAACUGAUUUUUGUGUUUAGUUUGUUGUCCUUCCCCUGCACCUCCGAUUAGCACGGUUGGCUAUGUACGAUGCGCAUAGACGUUCAACGUACAUAGUCUGGAUUUCCCUUCUCGCCCCUGCACUGCUGAUUCCAUCCUAUUGUGUAAAGUCUUAAGUGUAUGAUUGAUGCCCCCAUUUAUCGUUCAAUCGCACCUUCCGAGUAUAAAAAAAAGCCUUUGCUUCGUGAUGUGCAACACAUUCCACCUGUUGACAGAGCUUUGAAGGGGAGCUUCAUUUUCACACUUUAACAAAUUGAAAUAUAACAUUUUAUCUUGGGAUAGCGAUGCAUACAAAAACAUACAAUCGAGAAACGCAUCAACAAAAUCCACAUUUUGUUCAUCAAAAUCGGCCCAGGGUUGUCUGCGAAUGUUGAUGUAUAGCAGUAGCUAUAAUUUGACGUUGAUGUGCUUGAGCCAGAUAAUUGCAUCAGGAGUAGUUGUGUGUCACUGUGAUGAUGCCUCCUCCUUGGUAUUUGUGAAUGGGGCAUUGAGUCCGUUAUAUGAACAUGGUGGCGGUACACCGAUGCAGAAUAACACACCGGUCCUUAUAAAACAGUGCUAAAAUUAAAACAUUAUUAGCACAUCCGUUUAUCAGUCUUAAAUUGAGUGAGCUGCAGACUCUCCAUCAGAAGUUGCCUCAGAUUCUGCAGCUGCUUUUCCCACUCGAGCGUGUGACACCACCAUGAGUGGUCACCUUUCGAUGCCACUGCCCGCCAAAUAAUGAUUCCAGAAAUGAAUCGAGGAACCAUCCGACCAAGUCUAGGGCACGAGGAGUCAAAUCUGCCUUUGGAACACGGAGCGGCUAUUCGUCAUCAGGCUGGGUCCUGCUCUACGACAACAAGACUUAAGUUUCGUGGACAGCCGCUCAUUAACAUUUGUUUUCUGACUGCUUCGACAUCACGAGAACUGAUUUGUGACGCACCACCCCGCAAGGCUUUUGACCGAGGGGUUGCGAAUCGCGGGUAAAUAAAUUAGAGAAAAAUGUUCUAUAUAUUUUUUUAUACCACACACUCCUGUACAUCCAGUACGUACAAAUAUUACAUGGUUCUCUUCUGAGUUGACAAUUUCUGCACACUGGAGAAUCUUAAUUUUCCAUAUAUGCAUUAUCGGGUAUCCCCACCUGCUGCUGCCUAUGGUUUGUGCAGUGGACGGCAGUUCAGAGUUGUGGGCCACAUGAGCUUUAUGGUGGAAGAUCGAAGGCAGCCAUUUUCUCCAUUGUCAGUCGGGGUCCUUUUUCGUGAGGAGGUGUUUGCGAGAUCAAGCAAGCUGGAAUGCGUGGAUGAAUGCGGUGCACGGGCUGGUGGCCGAUGUUGCGUGGAAUUGGUUGAUUCGGAGAAUGGAUCACCCGAGCUAACGCAGAUGUUGUGGCAUUGCAAAGAUGGUGACUUGAGUUUUUUUUUAACCAGGUAAGGCCCACUGCGCAGUUUCCUUAGAUGUCAGAGGUGCGGAAAGCCACAGACAGUGAAGGCAGCCAGCACCAGCGCCACCAAUUGCCCAAGCUCUGCGGUCCCCAUUCAAUGACAUGAUUAAACUCAACUAUUUUAAACUAUACAAUGAUUUUUUAUUUUAUCAGGUAAGGCCCACUCAGCUAUAAUAGCCUCUUUUUUUCAAAAGCGAUCUGGCUAUCACAAUAUAAUAGCCCAAUGAAGUUGGUUUACGCAUGGAAAUCUAUAGCAGUAUCCAAACAGCUCGGCGCAUGUUUCUAAAUGUGGAGGGGAAACCCGGAGGGCCCGGAGAAAAAUCCACACGACCGCAGGGAGAGAGACACGCAAACUCCAAAUAUACAGGCGAUGGGUUCUGGAUCGAACCCACAACCUCUUGUAUACCAAGCGAGGUAGUUAACAUCUCGCCACCGCGGCGCCUCUAAGCGAAAACACCUGAACGUUAUAUUUACGUCUAUUUCAAGAGCUUAAUAGGUGGCAGCCACUUAUGAGUGCAGUUUACAAUACAACGUCAACCCUACUAUACGUUGUAACUUAUGUCGGGGGGGGGGGGGGAGGAUUAGUAAUAGGCGACUUUCACUCUUUGGCAAGUAAUUUGUGAUCAUUAAAAUAUCCUCGCAAUCAGUGGCGGCUCCUGCAAAAUCUCUCAGGGGGGGCAAAUGUCUGGAUGAUUGAUAAGGAUAAGGUCCACCCAUGCAAUGGAUAAAUUAACAGCUUAAGCAUGU